Achroia grisella is the source of this 456-nucleotide messenger RNA. RefSeq lists its product as uncharacterized. The transcript has 5 exons. The coding region runs from base 1 to 309 and encodes 102 amino acids. The record is from RefSeq and is a predicted model, not a curated record. NCBI's taxonomy places the organism in Eukaryota, Metazoa, Arthropoda, Insecta, Lepidoptera, Pyralidae.
AUGGUCGGGUCUGAUGGCAGCUAUGACUGCUUCCUGCUAACAACGCCAGAGGAAGGCAGGUCCACAUCGAUCCCAACUAGUGUAUUAACGCCAACGGAAAUAAGUAACACAUCGACGUCACCUACAAAGUCGUCAGACAAAUUAUCGGAAGCUGAAAAACAGAUUCGGCGGGAGCGUGAGAAAAGGAUAAUUCUGAUAUUGCUUGGCUCAUUAUUUGCCGCUGCAUGUGUCAUAGCAGUCAGCAAAUAUAUGUACUCGAAGUACAGAAGAAGUUACAAUAUGUCAAAUUUCGAGAUGAACGGCCAUUAGUAAUAUUGAUGAGAAGAGAAAGUGGGCUUUACAUAUAAUAUUUAUAUUUUGUAAUCUAACGUCAUACUAUGCUAGAGUGCGUGUUCCAAGAGAUUAAUGUAGCCAUCUUUUUUAUGUACAAACCAAUUAUAUUGAAUAUUAAAACUU